CGGUGCCAACACAUGUUCUCAGUGUCCGAGCUCCGGCUGCCGGGUGUGUGCGGGGCCGGCGGGUUGGCACGGCUCCUGGGCAGGUACAGUGAUGGCAUCACCUGCUGACCUCAUAUACAGGACCACGGGCUCCACUAUACUGCACCCACUGAGCGAACUGCUACACCUGUCCCUGGACCAGGUAAACUUCGUAGUAUGCCAGCUCAUCGCCCUUGUGACUGCAGUGUGGUUUCGCAUUUACCUGAGCCCAUGUCACGCACAUACAGCGGUUCGCCAUGCAUUUGCCACUGUUCUUGGUGGCUACUUUGCAAUAUUUUGCUUUGGAUGGUACUCUCUCCACAUAUUCACAAUGGUCCUGGUGUCUUACUGUAUCAUGGCAAAAGCAAGAAUUGAAAAUGUGCAUAGAUAUUCAUUUGUAGUAGCCAUGGGAUAUCUUAUUGUGUGCCAGAUUAACCGAGUAUAUAUAUUUAACUAUGGAAUUCUCUCCACUGACUUUUCUGGACCCCUGAUGAUUCUAACACAGAAGAUCACAACUUUGGCCUUUCAGCUGCAUGACGGUAUGGCAAAGAAUUUGGAAAUGCUCACUCAUGAACAAAGGCAAUACUCUGUGAAGAAGAGACCAACUUUUUUAGAACAUCUGAGCUACCAUCUCAAUUUCAUGAGUGUUCUUGCAGGACCAUGUAGUCAUUUUAAGGAUUAUAUUGCAUUCAUUGAAGGGAGCCAUAUACAAUCAAAACUCCUGGAUGUUAAAUUGAACAUGAAUGGGCACUAUAAACGUCCAAAUCCAUCUCCAACUGUAGCUGUCUUUUCAAAGCUUGGCUUCUGUGGAUUGAUGGUCAUCUUGUUCCUCACAUUCACAAAGGCUUUCCCAUUUUCAAAAAUAAUAGAUGAUACAUUUAUUAGUGAAAUCCCCUUAUAUAUGAGACUGAUUUAUCUCUACAUUGCAAUACAAGCUUGCAAACCGAAGUACUACUUUGCCUGGGUGUUGGCCGAUGCAGUGAACAAUGCUGCAGGAUAUGGCUUUAAUGGUGUGGAUGAAAAAGGAAAUGAUCGGUGGGAUUUAAUAACCAAUCUCAAUAUCUGGAACAUUGAAGCCUCAACAAGCUUUAAAAUGUACAUUGACAACUGGAAUAUUCAGACUGCGGCCUGGCUAAAGAGGAUUUGCUAUGACAGGGUCCCAAGGUACCGAAGUGGUAUGACAUUUUUGUUGUCUGCCCUGUGGCAUGGCCUGUAUCCAGGAUAUUAUUUUACAUUUUUUACAGGGAUCCCAAUGAUGCUGGCUGCACGAGUGGUCAGAAGCAACUUUAGACAUUUCUUCGUUUCUUCGAAGUCUCGUAAAUGUCUGUAUGACAUAGUCACGUGGAUGGCUACACAGCUAGCUGUCUGCUAUACAGUUACCCCUUUUGUUUUGCUGGCAAUCGAACCGUCAGUUAAAUUCUACAAGUCGGUAUAUUUUUAUUUCCAUAUUGGAAUUUUCCUUGUACUCGUUCUCCUGCCAGUCAAACCAUCAAAACGGAGUCAAAAGCAACCGAGCAAACAAACGUCCCCGCAUUCAGCAAACCAUGUGAAAGAGGACUAAUACAGACUGGAACAAGGGCAGAUGUGGACCAGUGAAGCUUCUGAAGGAUCAAUCCUCGCAGAAUUGUUACUUCUCUAAAUGGUUUCUAGAUGUUGUUUGCCAAAGAAAGAAGAGAAAGAAAAGAAAAUCAUGCCGCUAUAUAUUGUAGAUAAAAGAUUCUUUUUGUAUAUAAAGGAUUAUUAUUAUUAUUUUUUUUACAUAAUCUUUUUAACACACCAACAUUUUCAUGUUUUAUGUUUUUUUGUUUUUUUUAAAAUAUCUAAAUUCUUUGCCAAUGUGCAAUACCAUGGUGCAGUUACAGCCACUCUCAAAUCACAUGUUCCUGGUUUUACAGGAUAUCCAGUUUAUUGACCGUUAUUUCCCUACAAUAAACACAAUAACUAGAUUUAAUUAAUUU
Pelobates fuscus (common spadefoot toad) is the source of this 1976-nucleotide messenger RNA. RefSeq names its product membrane bound O-acyltransferase domain containing 1 (gene MBOAT1). Gene Ontology annotation, biological process: lipid modification. Gene Ontology annotation, molecular function: acyltransferase activity. The coding region runs from base 92 to 1579 and encodes 495 amino acids. The record is from RefSeq and is a predicted model, not a curated record. NCBI's taxonomy places the organism in Eukaryota, Metazoa, Chordata, Amphibia, Anura, Pelobatidae. Gene Ontology annotation, cellular component: membrane. The transcript is spliced from 13 exons.